GCCUCAGGUUCUUGAAGAGGCAAUGGAUGAUGUACUUCUUAGAGAACCUCAAUAUAACUACAAUGUAAGUGUUUAGGUGCUUCCUUAAUUUGGAAAAAACCCUCAACGGAGGAACCCUGGCCAGUGCGGCGCCUGCAUAUUGAGUGCGCCCAAGAAAACGAAUUUCCUCCCGUAGAGCGUGGGUUAGCGGCCGCGUUAGGCAGCACAACCGUUCUGGAGACUGGGGGCUCGGCAGCCCAGCAGCGAGAGCGGGGUGGGGCGCGAGGUCCAUACUCGUGUAUCCGUUCCUUCCCUCCCGCCCAGCCGCGCUCCGCUCCCAUCUGCCUGUGGGAAAGAGAAUCUCCGGGCACGCGAGCACGCGCACUCGAGGCCUCAACCCUCGGCUCCGCGUUGGCCGCCCGGGAUGGAGUCUUCUGGGAACGGUUCUCCCACCACCCCCAUCGACAGACUUCCGGCCGGCAGCUCCGCUGCCCCGCCCCCUGAGGAUUCACCGAUCACAGUGCGCAUGUGGCUUGAGUGGGUGGGGCCUGAGAGAUUCGAAAGGAGCCCCGCCCCCUCGGAGCUGAUUCCCGGGACUAGGUUGCGGGAGAAAGCCUGUUGCGUGGAAGAUAAGGCGGCGCGGGAAGUGGAAACAGGGUGGGCUGGAGCUCAGAUCUAACUGGACUCUCGCUCCUGCUGGCUGGACAUGGAGGAUUUAGAGGAAGAUGUAAGGUUUAUUGUGGAUGAGACCUUGGACUUUGGGGGGCUGUCACCAUCUGACAGCCGUGAGGAGGAAGACAUAACAGUGUUGGUGACUCCAGAGAAACCACUUCGACGGGGCCUCUCCCACCGAAGUGACCCAAAUGCUGUGGCUCCUGCCCCCCAGGGUGUGAGGCUCAGCCUAGGCCCCCUCAGCCCAGAGAAACUGGAGGAGAUCCUCGAUGAGGCCAACCGGCUGGCCGCCCAGCUGGAGCAGUGUGCCCUGCAGGAGCGGGAGAGCGCAAGCGAGGGCCUGGGGCCUCGCCGAGUGAAGCCCAGUCCUCGGCGGGAGACCUUUGUGCUGAAGGACAGUCCUGUCAGAGACCUGCUGCCGACUGUGAACUCUUUGGCUCGGAGUACCCCCUCCCCAAGCAGCCUGACACCUCGACUCCGGAGCAGUGAUAGGAAGGGGUCAGUCAGGGCUCUCCGGACAACAUCUGGAAAGAGGCCCUCCAACAUGAAGAGGGAGUCACCCACUUGCAAUCUGUUCCCUGCAUCCAAAAGCCCAGCAUCUUCUCCUCUUACCCGAUCGACUCCCCCAGUCCGGGGGAGAGCCGGUCCCAGUGGGAGAGCAGCAGCCAGCCCACCCGCCCCCGUCAGAUCAGUCCUGGCCCCACAGCCUUCUGCCAGCAACUCUCAACGCCUGCCCCGGCCACAGGGAGCAGCUGCUAAAUCUUCCAGUCAACUGCCCAUUCCCUCAGCCAUCCCCAGGCCUGCCAGCCGAAUGCCACUCACCAGCCGGAGUGUGCCACCUGGCAGAGGUGCCCUACCUCCGGAUUCUGUGUCUACUCGAAAAGGGCUUCCAAGACCAACCGCUGCAGGACACAGAGUGCGGGAAAGUGGACACAAGGUUCCUGUUUCCCAGCGACCAAAUCUUCCUGUCAUGGGUGCCACUCGCAGCAAUCUGCAGCCCCCCAGGAAAGUGGCAGUCCCAGGACCUACCAGGUAAAGAGAUCAGGACAGCAAGCAAGACUUCAGUAGCAAACCACUACAGUCAGUACCUGGACUUGCCUCUACCCGGCAGACCCUGACUCCAGCAGAUUCUGGCCCAGGGACAGGAGGAGGAGAUGCCACCAGGGCUGGUCUCCCAGGAGGAGAGACCAUGGGAAAUGGGGUGGAUUAGGAUUGAGCUGGAGAAGUCUUAAACUCUCUGGGUUGAAAGAAGAUUAGGGGAAAAGAGGUCACCUUCCAGCAGUGAAAUGAACAAACAGAAAAUGAGAAGUACAGGCCAGUGGUUUGUCUUUAUCCACCCCCACAGUUGUGGUCAGCCCCAGAGAAUUUGAUCUUCCUCCCCAGCAUUGGUUCACUGGACAUUUCCAUAUGCGUGGCCUCUGUCGCUAACCUCCCUGCCCUCUGAGGAGCCGUCUUCCUGAAUUGCAUUCUCUACUGGACUCCGGCCUGCUUGGAGAGGUGGCAGCAGGCACCUGGACUUCAGAAAUUGUUUCCUGUGAAUUCUGUGACUCCUAAUAGGCCAGUUUGUGAUAAGCUUACUCUAUGAGUCUUCAUUUUUCUAAAAUAAAGUGAACGUAUUUUUAUAUUCUCUGUA
Messenger RNA from Chlorocebus sabaeus (green monkey), 2284 nucleotides. RefSeq names its product proline and serine rich coiled-coil 1 (gene PSRC1). Gene Ontology annotation, cellular component: spindle microtubule; spindle pole; microtubule cytoskeleton. Gene Ontology annotation, molecular function: microtubule binding. The record is from RefSeq and is a predicted model, not a curated record. Lineage: Eukaryota; Metazoa; Chordata; Mammalia; Primates; Cercopithecidae. Gene Ontology annotation, biological process: mitotic metaphase chromosome alignment.